Molecule: messenger RNA, 4173 nt
Organism: Salvelinus sp. IW2-2015
Lineage: Eukaryota; Metazoa; Chordata; Actinopteri; Salmoniformes; Salmonidae
Gene: cdca4
Product: cell division cycle associated 4
Cellular component (GO): nucleus
Molecular function (GO): transcription regulator activity
Source: RefSeq, a predicted model, not a curated record
GUACUGAGUAAAUGGUCUGAAUACUUAUGUAAAUGUAAUAUUUCUGGGGAUUUAAAAAAUAUAUACAUUUACGAACAUUUCUAAAAGGUGUUUUUAUGUCAUAGGUUAUUGUGGGUAGAUUGAUGGAAAAAAAAUAUUCAAGACAUUUUAGAAUGAGUCACGGUCUUAAUACUUUCCUAAUGCACUCUGAUGGGAAGCAUGAGGACACGUUUAGGCCGGCAAUUAAACAUUUUACUAAGAUUUUUGUGCAGUAUUUCUCAAGUGAAAAAAAAUGCAUAAACUAAAAACUAGUAGUCUCGUUGAAUGACAAACACUUAAUUAAAAAAUCCUGUCCCUAGUUCCCACUCCUGCUAGGAGUAGUACUGUUGACCAAUAAACGACGAAGGGGCGUAAAAUUCGGCUACCGAAGUUCGAACUGCAGCAAUAAUUUGUGUGCAUGAACAACCAGAAAAACCCUGAAAAACGCCACAAAAAUGUGUCAUAUAUGCGAACUGUUUAGACAGGGAAGCAUGCGACAUUUACCCCGCUUCUAGUCUCACGUCGAUUCAUUAGUAUUUUUUUUACUGCUAUUUUACUAUGUUCGCGUUCCCCUGCUCAGACAUUGCGUUCAUCAACCACUGAUUGUGUGCCACAUUAUCGACUGACAGAUUGCUAUAACAUAUGUGGUUAGCUGAUAAGUCAAAUACCUAUCCAGGCGUUGUAAGAUCUGGCAGGCGUCAGCAACGCCUGGGCAGAGGAAUGCGCUGAUUGUAGGCAGAGAGAGCGGUAGGUAGGCCUAUUCGUCAUCCGGCCGGCGAUGAAUCAGCAUUGUGUCUGUAAGUACGGUGGGGGGAAGGGAGGAGUAACUUUAGCUGGGUGGAACUUCCACAGGAGGGAGGCAUGUUUGUUUGUGCUAUCUGGGGUCCUUGGGACAUCUCUACCCUAAACCAUAACCCAACCCACGAUGGCCAGUUUACAUUUCAAUGGGAUGAUGCCAGAGUUGGACGUCACAAGGAUACGCGAUAGCAAGUACCAUGUUGGUUUGAUCGAAUGUCGGUAUUUGUAUGCGUCAGACACAGUGUAUGUUAUUCACCAUUCUGCCACUGCCAAUGUAACGGCCCUGGAGGAUGGCAUGCUGGGAUCAUUUUUUUUACUUUACAAGARAACAACUGAAGAUACUAGGUUUAAUAUAUGUGAGUGUAGGCCAUCAUUUGCUCCCGCAGCCCUGGUUGGCAGGCCGCCGUGGCUGGAGGCAAGUGUCCAACACUCGUCUCAGUACUGGAUGUAUGUACAAAGUGCUGUUUAGCCAUUAGCCAUUUUCGGUGUGUGUGUCUGCCAUUUUAUCUUUACUCAGCUGAAUUUUUUGGGUUAAUAUUACAAAAUGCUUGCAUCGGGAGUGGGAUCUCUUUUUCUGUUUAAGGCACUAUGUUAGAAUUGAUAAAGGUCCACUUUCCACUUCUUCAUGUUUCGCUUUUCUUGCAAAUGGCUCCAGCAAGUCUGUGUUCAUAUUUGUUUUAGGGAUAUGUACUUAUGAUAAUGAUUUACAAAAACUGACAUUGGUCGGAAUAUGCUCUUGAUACGUUAACUAAGAAGUUUUUUUUAUAAUCCUGGUUUGAAGUUGAUGUCACUCUGUUUUGUCUGUAAACAGAAAUAUAAUUUUGAAUCCCUUUGUCUUAACAGGCAUUUACUAAAAUGUCAUAUUGGAAGAUGUGCUCAAUGGAUGUUGGAUAAUCAACAAAGAUCCUAUCACUUCAGACGAAUGCCUUACUGGCAMUGUUCCUCUUUCUUUCUCUCUACUGUAGCACACAAACAAGCUUUGAGUUUGCUUCCCGUUUCAAGACUGGAGAGCUAGAGUGUGCUCCAAUCCCAAGAAUUAUGGUAGCAAACUGUACCAUCUUAUCAGUGUGGCGAUCUAAGUUGGAUGUUCCACUCAGCAGGCACCUUGCAGGUCUGUCUGAAAAGACCUGAAAGGGAGUUAAGAACAGAAGCAGUUUUUCAGUAACAUGCGGAAGCAAUGAGAAAAAGAGGAAGCCGUCCCAUAUAUAUGCCUGUGCGUCGCCGUAGGAAAGGUAGAGAAAGGCCAACAUGUACUCCAAGGGCACCAAACGCAAGUUCUCUGAUGGUGUGGACAACAAGGCGGUGGCAGCAUCCUAUAGCCUGCAGCGCCAGUCCCUGCUGGACAUGUCCCUGCUCAAGCUGCAGCUGUGCCACAUGCUGGCGGAGCCCAACCUGUGUCGCUCGGUGCUCAUCGCCAACACGGUGCGCCAGAUCCAGGAGGAGAUGGCCCACGACGGCAGCUGGCAGGUGGUCACAGAGGCCUUAGGUGGCUCUGGCCAUGGCCCAUCUGACCGCUUGGUGGACACCGAGGUUCUGUGCCAGUCGCCGGAGCAGCAGGACGGUGGGCCUAAGCUCUACUCAGUGAUGGGCUACGACGGCUGCCGUGAGGAGGAAGUGGUGACGGACAAGGCACUGUGUUCUGUGGUUGUUGGUGACAGGUCCCCGGCCCUCCUGUUGGGGACCAUUGGCCACUGCUGGGACAGGGGGGAACUGAGAGUGGAGGAUGGGGUCAGCAAAGACUCAGGUACGGGGGACGAGGAGGGGACGAGGUCUGGGGAGGGGGCUAAAUUGGCAACGGGGCAGGUGUUUGGGAUGUUCGAGAUCAAGAACGGUGCCCCCGGGUCAGACCCGGCACUAGAGGAGCUGUUCUCUGACGUUGAUGCCUCGUAUUAUGACUUGGACACCAUGCUGACAGGCAUGCAGAGUGCCCCCAAGAUGGGGCCUUACGACUUUCUGGACAGCUUGGCCUCCUCACACGGCCCUGUGUCCAACUCCAGCUGUAGAGCCGAUCUCAAUGAACUUGACCACAUUAUGGAGAUCAUUGUGGGCUCAUAGCUUACAGACUUAAAACUCGAAUACUGUUUCAUUGAUCUUGUGCCACUGCCUUUUUGUCUUGUAUGUGCGAACAUACAGUAUUUACACGCUUUCCUCUGUAUGGAAACUGAGUGAAAUCCAUCUCCGUGCAAUGAAAUGUUCAUCUGAAAAGGUUCACGCUUUCUCAAGUUCACCAUCCUUUUURUUAUGUAUACUUUCUUUAUGUUUGUAUUUGAGUGUGUUCUCUCUUCUGUUUUUUUAAUGUAGUUUCUGGUUUAAUUUAUUGUACUUAUUACACUACAUCAAUUCAGAGCAGCACAACAUAUUUACAUGAACUACACAUAUUUUCUUUAAAAAGAUAUAUAAUAUUGUUAAAACGUUUCUGUAUAAAUAUACACACAUAUUUUUUUACUUGAGAGACAGUCUGGGAAUUGUUCCAGACUGUCUGUCUUUUUUUUCUAUAUUUCUAAAUACACAACAAUUGCACAAAAGCUCAGUGUGAUUGGGACUGAUUUACCUGUUGUCUUCCAAAGGUUUAACUUUGGUUGUGUCUUUGAGCUACAAGAGUAAAGAUGCAUUGUCGAAAACAUGAAUUGCGUUCAGUAUGCUCACAAUGUGAUGCACCCUUGUCUUGGUCUAUGGUUUGGUGCUACAGUAUAUGCACCGUGUACAGUAUUCCUUAUAAACACAUUGCCUUCUUGAGCCAUACAGUUCGUUCUUGCACCACGGCUAGCUUAACCUCACAGCKUAGCAUGUGGUGCCAUUUGUUUGCUAUUAGAAAUAACGUACGUUCUUAUAUUUGUCUCAUUACAAAUGAAGAAUUGUAAUGGGUAUAUUUCUCAUUUUAUGUUAUGACUUUUAGCCUAUUUUAUUUAUUAAGUGCAAACAUAUGGUGGUGUUAAACCUUGGUAAUACUUAAGGUUGUAGAAGCUUUUCAGCUUUCUGACAUGAAUUGAUAUUUUGGAAUCAUAAUGAGUUUCCGGACUUUCAUGCAUACUUUUAGUGAAGUAAUUACUUUCUUAUUCAAAACAAACUGAGAACAUGUAAAGAAUUGUGCUAUUCAGCUGACCUAUUCCAACAAAAUGUKUUUUUUUAUCGCGUUCAAAGCCUGCACUCAGGCACAAGAUAAUAUUGUGAGUAAACAACUGAUUGCUGAUUAAACAGACAUGUGGGAGAUCUCACAUUUCUUUUUUAUAAAUAAGUACUGUACAUUUGACAUUUGUGACCAUGAGCUAGAGUAAAUUUAGCUUUUUUUUAUAUACAAGUAAACUGUAGCAGUUUUUACAAUUUUUAAUAAAGGUUACAACAUUAUCGUAAUAUGAA